AUGCUGCAAACACUUCGUCUAACGCAUCAAGUUCGACGGGCACUAGACCAGCCCAUUUCCAAGCCCUUCACCCGCCUUGACAGAGGCACCUGGCUUCACGACCGCCCAGAGAAGGACGUAUACAGGCUGCUUAUUGAUGCCUACCGCCUCCGUGUCGAAGACACUUACACCAUGGACGGCGAAUUGUUGGAGGGCAGCAUCUACGCCGGCCAUCCUGACGGGCUUGAGGGCUUCCAGGACUUGUUGAUGGACGCUGAAGAGAUUCCUGGCCUGCUGCCGCCCUGGUGGAACGACGACAAGGCUGCGGCCUGCCAGCAGUUUGGAAUAGACGACGAAUGGUCGGAUCUGCGGUGCGCUGUUGAGAAGAGCGAUAUUAUCGAGCAUUACGGGGAUCCUCAGUUCCCGAUGCAGUUGCGCAUGCUGGCGGAGACAAUCUAUCAGCGAGGACCUGGUGGGAGCGAUGGAACGGGGAUGCGAAAGAUGAUGGUGGCGAUGGAGGGGGGUGAAUUGGGGGGAGACACGUACGGCUCUAUUGUUGACAUGACGACCAUGGGGCGCUCUGAUAUCUAUAACGCGGCCAAUCAUUAG
Messenger RNA from Trichoderma aggressivum f. europaeum, 588 nucleotides. RefSeq lists its product as uncharacterized. The record is from RefSeq and is a predicted model, not a curated record. Lineage: Eukaryota; Fungi; Ascomycota; Sordariomycetes; Hypocreales; Hypocreaceae. The transcript has a single exon. Bases 1 to 588 code for a protein of 195 amino acids.